Messenger RNA from Cavenderia fasciculata, 2307 nucleotides. RefSeq lists its product as uncharacterized. The transcript is spliced from 2 exons. Lineage: Eukaryota; Evosea; Eumycetozoa; Acytosteliales; Cavenderiaceae. The record is from RefSeq and is a predicted model, not a curated record. The coding region runs from base 1 to 2307 and encodes 768 amino acids.
AUGUGUAGAGCGAUUCCUUGGAGAAAAAAGAUACCCAUUUUAAAACAUCUUUCUACAGUUUUCCAUGUCCAACAACCCCAAAAUAUUCAAUUUACUAAUAUUACGAAUUUAUGUCAACAAACCAAUCAUAGGACCACUAGUAAUACCCCUCAACAACAAUUAUUCCCACCAACCAACAACAAUUCCAAUAACAACAACAACAACAAUAACAUUAGAGAAAUUCAAAUUCAUUCACAAGGAUCCUUGGUACUAAAACAACAGGAACCAAUCAAGUCACCCCAGGAUUAUCAAACCCCAACUCAACAACAACAACAACAUCAGCAACAUUAUUUCCCCAAUUUUCAUGAAUCAUUUAUGAGCAAAUAUCAGGAAUCUCAAACUGCCGAGCGACAAUCACCUUCGUCUCACCAAACCCAGCAACAGCAGCAACCAAACCCAACACCACAACCACCAAAUGUUCAGCAGCCAAGCCAUUUCUAUAAUUCCAGAUUGUCAGACUCUUCUGAUGAUCUCCAAGGUGAUGGACACCACUCAAUCUCAAACACUCACAGCCCACCAACCAACAUGAGUUACCACUAUCCAAGAGGUCAGGGCGUGAUCUAUCCAUCUAUAUAUGCACCAUUGUUUGACAACAAUGCUCCCAGAAUCUCACAGUCUCCUCAACAAUGGUCGCGUCCCUACCCCAACUAUUUUGCAUAUCUCCCAAAUCUUAUCCCACCUCCUCCACUCAACACAUCGACCGCGUCCACUGGUGGUGGCCUUGGACAAGAACCAACUGGUGCCGCCUACUCAUAUUCUCAAGAGGCUUCACCACCACCACAAACCGCCGAAAUGGAAAAGGUUCCACAACUCCAUCUCGGUUACACGCCAUCGCCCACCAUGGCCCCUGUACCCUAUACCCUACAUCCACCAAUGUUUCCAACUAUCGAAGGUAACAUAAAAAUCGACCUCUAUCACAAACCAAGAGGCUCAAAGGGAACUUGGAUGCAAAUCGUUCAAAACGACCAAAUCAGAGUCACUGAGGGCAAGGGAAAGCGUCUCAAAAUGAUAGUACACAGCGAGUCUGAGUUGGUCAAGAUCGCACUACAAGUUCAACUCUUGGAUUCACAGGAUGUUGCCAAUGGAGGUAGAAGAGGAUCGAAUCAGGCGUCGUCUGCCAACUCCCCAUCCUCGUCUCCUGCAAACGCACAAAAUAGCUCAACCGCCAACACACCAUUUAACCAAUCCAACAAUAGCGGGUCUGGGCAGAAUGCAUCAGCCAAUUCACCUCCAACCAAUACACAACAACAACAAUCUCCAUCACCUUCAAACAUUAUGCAAACUAUGGCCAGUUCCAUAAACACCUCACCAUCACCAUCCUCAUUUUCACUUUCAUCACCAGCUCAAUCGCCUAUCCAAUCCCCAUCACAAUUCCAAGGAAACAGUCAAUACACUGUUGCCAUUGCAGUGAGUCCACCCUCAUCAUCACCCAAUCCAGUUCUCCCUCAAUCGAUGAGCACACAGUUGCCACCUCCAGACCCCCAAGGCCUGUCGGUCGAGUCGGUUCGAGUGUACAGAUAUCCAUCGUCGACUUCGGUAGCCUUGUCUGCCCUAGAGUUUGAACUCAAAUUGGCCAAGCUGAGCAAGAGACUCCGCAUUGUUUUAUCGGCACUCUCCAAGGAUGGUGUCAAAUACGAAGCCCACUCUGUCGAUUUGUAUGCCCACAACAAUGGAAAACACAAUGCAAACUCUAUUCGUAAAAAGGCUCUCCCCUAUCCAUCGCCAACCCUCAAUGGCUAUCCACCAAGGGAUGACCAAGUCGCUCCCUCCAGUCCUUCGGACCGACCAAAGAGAAAGCCUUUAAAUCGAUCAAGUGCCAGCACAAGCUCAUCUGCAUUGAUCCCCAGCUCACCAUUACCAACUCCACCCCCAUUACCAAUGUCUAAAUCAAGUCCAUCAAUCUUUACAUCUACCACUUCAACAACUAGUACUAACCAACAACAACAACAACAACAGCAACACCACCAACAACAACAACCACCUCACCUUCAACAAAAUAAUUCAUAUAAUACUAAUAAUUCACCAAAGAUUAAACCAGAAUCAAUGUCUAAUCCACCACUUCCAUCUAUCCCACUCACCGGUGCAAUGGAAUAUCCGUGGGCCUACCCUCCACACCACCAUCACCAACAACCUCAACCAGCUGUCCAUCACCAUUUGGAAAAUGGUGUGCAUCAUCAUACUGGUCAUUGGGCCCCAGCCGAUCAUCAUGGAUAUAGCCAUCAUCUUUAUUCCAUGCCUCAUCAUCCCUAUAUCGAUGAAAAGCACUAA